UAUCGGGUUAUUUCCCCCCGCGCGGUGUCUGUGUCCGGCGGUUAGUGAAGCUCUCCAAGUUUAACCCGCUUAACUUCCGGAUAGAACGAGCCAUUUCAGCGAAGCGCGCGGAGACAGGAAGCGGGAUGGUGCGGUUUAAACUGAGCAACAGUUUGAUUCAGAAACUAAAGAUAGAGAUAUUAAUUUAAGGCGGGGAAAUGAACGGAAAAUUAAAAAGAUAAAACCGGUUCUCUGAUUGUUUACAGCCUUUAUUGUUGUGGUGGACUAGGAACAGUCUUUAUGGUCAUCCAGUCCAAGACGAGAUGCAGUUUUAUUAGGUCCAGUCUGAUCUUCACCGAUAGAGUAAUGCCUGCAGUAAAACAAAACCCUCUCCCUGUUAAUAAAGUCCCGAUCACAUGUUGAGGUUUUCUGAUCUAGACUUGGUCUCAUGUCAUGUGGUCUAGUGGGUUUUUUUGCUUUCACAUAUCUGAAAUAGAAAUGUAGAAGAGUGAUAACUUUUCUAACUUCUCAUUCCUUUAUAUCCUGUUAAGAUGUAUUAAUAUUAUUAACACAAUUAUUAUUAUUACUGUCAAUGAACUGCUCCCUGCUUUAUGACUGUUUCUGUUUGACAUCACAGCUGAACGACGGGAAGAGAAACUGAAGAGGAGGCAUCAUGAGCUCCUCAGAGCAGAAACGGAGAGGCAAACAGAGACCCAGACCUCACAGCUGUCAGUUCUGUGACAAAGCCUUCACAUCAACACAACACCUGAAGGACCAUCAGAGUGUUCACACCGGAGACAAACCGCAUCACUGUGACCAGUGUGGAAAGGAUUUCACUCAGUUGAGCAGCUUAAGAACUCACCGCCGAAUCCACAGUGGAGAGAAACCGCACCAUUGUGACGAGUGCGGGAAAUCUUUCACGCAGUCGGGAACGUUAAAGCUCCAUCAGCGGCGACACGCCGGUGAGAAACCGUACAGCUGUGAAUACUGCGGAAAGAGCUUCACCGAUUCAUUCUCAUGCCAACAACACAAACACAUCCACAGCGGUGACAAAACUUUCCAGUGUCCGCUCUGCUCCAAAGUCUUCCUCACGCAAUCCAACCUGACGAGACACCGGCGUCUCCACACGGGAGAGAAGCUCUAUCCCUGCGAGCUGUGUGGGAGGAGCUUCAGCCAUUACUCCUCAUACACAGUCCACCAGCGGAUCCACACCGGAGAGAGACCGUACCGGUGUCGCUUCUGCGACAAAACCUUCACGUCGUCAACCAACCACUCCGAACACGAGCGCGUCCACACGGGAGAGAGACCGUACAGCUGCGACCGGUGCGGGAAGAGCUUCAGUCACAUAACGACGUGUCUGCUGCACAAACGGGUCCACACCGGAGACAAACCGUACCGCUGCGAACACUGCGGCAAAAGCUUCAUCACGUCCUCCAAUCUGUCAAGACACGUCCGGACUCACACCGGAGAGAAACCGUACUGGUGCGACCGGUGUAAGAAACACUUCACGUUCUCCAACCAGCUGAAGAGACACCGCUGCGUCUGAGCCGAGAUGGACGAAUAUGAGAAGCACAUUUAGUCUCGGUACAGUCGAAUGUACAGUCACAGUCUACUGCAGUGGUUCCCAACCUUUUCCAACUCAUGGUCCACUUGAAAAUCGGCUCACAUCCGACCCUGUAAUAAUACGGAGGCCAAAUAAUGUUUUCUCAGAACACUUUUUAUUAUAAUGAAAACAAUCAAACAUUCAGAACUGAACUGAAGCAGGUGAAGUAUAUAACAAGUAUACGAUCUGGUCCGGCCGGCGACAAUGUAAAAGCUCCUCUCAUCGUAUUAUCACAGUGAUAGGUCUUAAUAUGGGAAAUAAAAAACAAUGAAAGAAGAUUUUUUUACAUUUUUAACAGUUUACUUUUAUAUCAGGGACAAUCCUGUUUUACAGGUCCUCAAUUUCAUAAUAAUUUUGUAGGAUGAUUCAUGAUGAGACCUGUGUCAUUUGGUAUUUAAUAUUAAGGCUUAAUAAUCAAGUGAUAUUUCUUCAAGAACUAGAAUCACCCUCUCCAUUAAGGUUACAUCCCUGUUUAUCCAGUCACAUCAAAUACCAACCGCAAUUUCUGCAUGAAGUCACAUGACCUUUCACCACCAAAAUAUAAUCAGUUCAUCCUUGAGUCCUCGUGGAUGUUUGUGCCAAAUUUGAAGAAGUUCCCUCAAAGUGUGUCACUGGCAUGGAGGAAUAAAAUUGCGUGAUGUUUUCUGCUCCUGCACUUUGAGGUUUUUCUCUAUGAUUUAUGAAGCUAGAAAUAUUUUUUUGUCUUUAAGACGAUUCUCAUUUAAUUAUUAAGUGUAUAAAUGGUCAGAAAACAGUGAAAUAUCUCCACUAUAACUGUUUGUUAUGAUCAACCAACUGUCCAGAACCUAAAGAUGCUGCGUUUACUGUCACAUGCGACAAAGAAAAGUCCUGUGAAAAUCUUAUUUAUUAACUUUAUGAAUGUAUGUUUGUCUGUUUGAAGUCUCUUCAUGUGAAUGUGCAAAUGUGGAAAUGAAUUUGUUCAUUUACCUUUGACUUUUUGACAUAAUGAACCAAAACCCCAAUAAAUAAGCUUUAACUGAUAAUUAUCAGAAUCAUUUUCUGUCAUUCAACCAGUUGAUUAAUUGAUUGAUUGCUUCAGUAAAUGAAAUGAAAAGUUCAGUAAAAGAAAUGAUUAAUCAUGUUAAUGUAAAAAUAUUUGACAGAAUAAUUAAAAAUGAAGAUAAAAUGGA
This is a messenger RNA of Seriola aureovittata, 2733 nucleotides long. RefSeq names its product zinc finger protein 675-like. NCBI's taxonomy places the organism in Eukaryota, Metazoa, Chordata, Actinopteri, Carangiformes, Carangidae. The record is from RefSeq and is a predicted model, not a curated record. The transcript is spliced from 2 exons. The coding region runs from base 653 to 1525 and encodes 290 amino acids.